AUGCCCAGCAAACCUGGGAACACGCUUCCAGCGCCCCCAGCCGACAAAGCCUUUUCUGAAGCGGUCGAAGGCGGUAAACUCACCCCGGGCGAGGCUGAUGAUAAGAGUCGUGCGGCAUUCCUAGAGGCAACUGGUUCCGCUGCUGAGUCUGUGGACACAUCUUACAAUGAGGAGCCGCUUGUCUCUGCGUCUGCCCCCUAUCAAGCGACGAUCGAAAGUUCAGACAUUAAGUCCAUCUCAUCUAGCGAGCUCCAAGUAACUCCACUGCACAUCCCACAACCGCCCGUGCCACCGUUGCAAUACGGGCUGGAGCGAGCUUUGUUCAAUCCAGGCGUCUAUCAGCUUCAGGAUCCACACUCUCGUGUCUACAACUUUGAUCCGUACUUGGAAAAGGUCAUGCCGAUCAACGAAUUUGAUUUCAAUGCGCUCAAAGCAUACAAGUCGAGCUCACAAGACGACAUCCUUUCAACCUUGGCUAAGGAACACGGGAAGACCUACGUUGGGUCAACUUCCAGCAUGACCGGCACACUCGCCCAUUUCCAUUAUUUGCUAUCAAAUUGGCGGGAGCUGAACCUCAAUAUGCUUUCCAAGGGUUUCGCUGAAACAUCCGCCACAUUCACGCAGAUCAAUCGAGCGCCCAAUGCUAUCUUCUUGCGAUGGCAGAACGGGACAUAUGCCAUUGAUGCUGACAAGGAGAUGGAUGGUGCGAACGUGCUGAUGAUGCUCGGUAAGAGCAUGGAGAAGCUUCUCACCGUCCCCCGCGAGGAGUAUGAGCGUUAUCGACGCGGUAAUACCUCCAACCCUAUCACUAACGCGGAGAAAGAGGAGCCUGAAGCAUACGAAUACACCACGCAAGGCGACUUUCUGAUGCGCUCGCAGCUCGAUGCCCACGAUCCGCGACUACCCGGCACGGGCAUGUUUGAUCUGAAGACGCGCGCUGUCCUACCCAUUCGUAUGGACGCUGAGGAGUAUGAGCAAAUGCUCGGCUAUGAAAUCUUCUCACUGCAAGGCAAGUGGGAGAGCUACGAGCGCGAGUACUACGAUAUGAUGCGCUCCACCAUGCUCAAGUACAUGCUGCAGGCGCGCAUGGGCCGCAUGGAUGGCAUCUUUGUCGCUUACCACAACAUUGAGCGGAUUUUCGGGUUUCAGUACCUUCCCAUUGCUGAACUUGACCGCGCCAUCCACGGCCAGAUCGAUAGGAGCUUGGGAGACCAGGAGUUCAGGACCAGUCUGAAUCUGUUCAAUGAGGUGCUUAAUAUGGCGACCGAGAAGCUGCCGGAGACGAGUCUGCGGCUUCACUUCGAGGCUGCGCCGACCCCAGCUAACAUGAUGUGGGUCUUUGCUGAGCCCAUGGAGGAGGCGGAAGUGGAGAAUAUCCAAGGUGCGACGAAGGUACGCCGGGCCGAGUUUGAAAGGAAGAUGAUGGGAAUCGAGCCGGAGACCGCAGCCACUGAAGUGAAGGAUGAUGUCGAGCCGGAUGUGGGUUUCGAAGCCGAGUCUGACACAUCAGCGACAUCUAUCGCAGCUCCGCCAGUCGAGCCCACCGCUGAACAGCUGACGGAAGAAGGCAUCAAACCCCUUUUCGCCGCCACCGUCAUCAUCCAGAACUUUGUCAACGGCCUACCGUGUGAGAACAACCGUCCUGUCAACUUUAAGCCCAGCGAUAAGUGGGAGGUUCAAUACAUCCUCAAGGAAGCUCCGCUCACCGAGGCGGAGAAGUGGGCACGGUAUGAAGACUGUAAGGCUCGCCGUAGAAAGAUCCUCAUAGGCGCCGCGGCAGAGGAGGGUGACAGUGGAGAUGGAGAGGAGGGCGGUAUAGUCAGGAAGUAUCAGUCUACUUCGAAGAAGGAUCGCUGGUACUUCGCCCAUCUGAAGGAGAUGGUGGCGAGAGGGAGGGAGUUCAGGCGGAGAAUGGAUAAGUUGGAGGAGCGGAGGGAGAAGGUUGUUGUUGGGAUGCCAGUUCCCGAGAAAGUUGUGGAUGUCUCGGCUGACACCGGCAAUGCUGUUACCAUCAAGGAGCUUGAAGGUGUGGAGAGCUACAUGGACUGGCUUUAUCAGCAUCAGGGGCGCAAGUAA
Messenger RNA from Baudoinia panamericana UAMH 10762, 2076 nucleotides. RefSeq lists its product as uncharacterized. The transcript has 2 exons. Gene Ontology annotation, cellular component: mitochondrial envelope; mitochondrion. Gene Ontology annotation, biological process: mitochondrial RNA 5'-end processing. The coding region runs from base 1 to 2076 and encodes 691 amino acids. NCBI's taxonomy places the organism in Eukaryota, Fungi, Ascomycota, Dothideomycetes, Mycosphaerellales, Teratosphaeriaceae. The record is from RefSeq and is a predicted model, not a curated record.